UGUUCUCAGGUGGUGACAAGAGAGAACUGUCCUGACUCCACUCUCCAGAAUGUUCACUGGAUUGAGAUCCUUACUCCUUUGGAUCAGUUUAUUUUCCCUCUUCUUUUCCUCCCACCUUGCUCCCAUGGUUGAUUGGCAGACUCUUUGACUUCUACCUGCCCUCUUUCAUCCUCUCUUCUGGCAACAGUGUCCAACACUGAAUUCUAGUGUUCCUGCCUAUAAGGUCAACCUGGAUGCUCUGUCAUGGCCAGCCAAAGUUUUCCCACCAACCUACAGCAGGAAGUGACCUGCCAUAUCUGCCUGGAGAUUCUACAAGACCCUGUCACCAUCUGCUGUGGGCACAGCUUCUGCCACAGUUGCAUCACUCAGCUUAAGGAAGCUUUCAAGGGUUCCUUCAAAUGUCCUCUCUGCAAAAGUUGCAUGAAUAAAGACACAUUCUCACCCAACUGGCUAUUAGGAAUCUGGUGGAAAGAAUUCAAGCUAUGGAUCCCUCUGGGAUUUGCCUAGAAGAAGCAAAGCUGAGAUGUUCAAAGCAUGGAGAGAAGUUGCACUACUACUGUAAGUCAAAUGGGGAACUUCUCUGUGUGAUAUGUCAGGAUUCCAAGGAACACAGAUUCCAUAACACCAGCCUGAUAGAAGAAGCUGCCAAGCAUCAUCAGGAGCAGAUCCAGAAGCAUGUGGAGGUCUUGGAGCAAAAGGAGAAGGUACUGGUGCACACGAGGACUCAAGGUGGAGAGAAGAUCUAUAACUUCAUGGCCCAGGUGGAGUCUGAGAAGCAACGGAUCCACAAGGAAUUCAAGAAUUUUUACCAGGUAAUGGAAAAAGAGGAGAGCAUCCUCCUGUCAAGCACUGAACAUCUGGAUAAGGAAAUCACCAAGCAGUAUGAAUACUACUAUGAUGUCACCCAAGAGCAGCUCAGCUCACUGCAAAAUCUCAAGGAUUCCCUGAAGGCCAAGCAGCAGAUGCCACCCAGACAGCUGCUGCAGGACAUCAAAGGCACCUUGCAAAGGACUGAAGAGAUUCUGAUUCAGUUUCACAGUCAAUCCCCAAUUCCUCAGGACCUGGAGAAACAACUCGAUGAGUUAAAAUCCAGACAUGACACUGUCAUCGAGAAUCUGAGGAAGUUUGAAGCCUUUGGUUCUCUGCCCCAAGACCAGCUCCACGCUGACAGGAAAAAACACCAAGGCAAAAUCCUUCAAGACAAGAGUACAACCCACAGGCAGAGCCGUGACCCAACAGCUGAAAAGGGAUACUCAACUCUGCACCCCACAGCUCAAUUCACACCCCGACGGGAGGGUGUUAGGUCCCAGAAAACAGACUCCGGUUUAGAGCUGCCACUUAGUGGAGCACUGAAAAACUCUGCAGGUGCCAAAACAGGGGGCAAGCAGAGUUCCAGUGAUCCGGAAACAGAAGAUGAGGAGAGUUCCAGCGAGUCAGAAACAGAGGACGAGGAGAGUUCCAACGAGUCAGAAACAGAGGACGAGAAGAGUUACAGUGACCCGGAAACAGGGGACGGGGCAAGUUCGAGUGGCACAACAACAUGGAACCAGGGGAGUUCCAGUGCCCAGGACAGUUCCAUGGAGCUCCAGCAAGUGCUGACUCCUGUGAUCUUCGAUGCAGCCUCUGCCCAUCCUGCCCUCAGCCUUUCCCAGGAUCUGAAAACAGUGAAAGCAGAGAAGAUCCAUCAGAACUCUUCAGAUGAUCCAGUGGAGCCACAGCGCUUCUACCCAUUCUACUGUGUGCUGGGAUCCCCAGGAUUCUCCACUGGCCGCCACAGCUGGGAGGUGGAGCUCAUUCGGUCCAGGGGCCAGACCUGUUAUGUGGGCGUGACCUGGGAGCAGGCCCCUAGACGUGGCAAACUGACCUUGGAACCCGCAAACGGCUUCUGGGUGCUGUGCAUCACCAAGUCCAAGUGCCAGGCGCUAACUGAUGGAAACACCUGGAAGGACCUCCAGUUCUGCCCCAGGAGAGUGUGUGUCUAUGUGGAUCUCGAGGGUAAGGAGGUUAGCUUCUACGAUGCGGCCACCAACAAACGAAUCUACACUUUUCAGGCCUCCUUCCCUGGAAAAAUCUUCCCAUUCUUCAGGCUGCUGUUCUCAGGCAUCCAGAUCACCCUGAACCCCUAGCCGUGCUACUUGGUCAUCCUCUGCAAUGCCUUGGUACCACCCCAUCACUGGGGGUAGGGUUGACAUCAACCUCCUGGGAGACCCGGGUGUGAUAUCUAUGAUCCCACUAUAUAUAUAUUUUUGUAAGUUUAAAUAUUUUUAUUGGAAAGGCAAAAUUUACAGAGAGAAAAGAGACAGGAUCUUUAUCUGCUAGCUCACUGGCUAAAAGCCAAUCCAAAGCCAGGAGCCAGGAACCAGGAAUGUCUUGGUCUCACACUCCAGUGCAGGAUCCCAAGGACUUGGGCCGUUGUCAACUACUUUCCCAGGUCACAAGCAGGGAGCUUGAUUGGAAUUGGAGCAGCCGGGACAUGAACCAGAGCCUGUAUGAAAUGACAGCACUUAUACCCAGAGGAUCAGCCAAUUGAGGCAUCCUGCUGGUUCCAGUGACCCCACUAUAGAUGUGCUCCCAGCUCCCCCUCUGAUCCUGGUCUCCCAACCCUGGUACACUUUUCCCAGCUCUAGGCUCUCUCUCUGGGCCUCCCUUGUUUUCACCAAGAUCAUCCUAAGUGUGGAAGUGCGCCUCUGAAUCAGUUCAUCAGAUGGCAGAGGAUCCCAGAACCCAUUAUAAACUCAGCAGACUGGGAGUGCUAGCAGGAAGCAGACUUCCUUGCUGAAAAAGCAUGGCUGGGAAUGAGCAGUGUCUCCCUGUGCCACCUUUCUUAUUAGUUGGAUAAUAUGAUUACCCAUUCAUAUUCCCUUCUUCAGUUAAUUGGUUUGAUUGUUAGAAUCCAUUCCUGAAAAACAUGUUUACUCCUUUGCUACUACAGCAAAUGUUACUUCAUUUCCAUGUUGGCUAUCUUUAGAGGGUCUUUCUAUGGUUUCCUAGGUAACCUGCCAAAUACUUUAUAUCCUGGUGAGUUCAAUAAAGUGUGCAUUGCUUCACUUGC
This is a messenger RNA of Ochotona princeps (American pika), 3052 nucleotides long. Its product is annotated as E3 ubiquitin-protein ligase TRIM31-like. The record is from RefSeq and is a predicted model, not a curated record. The coding region runs from base 483 to 2126 and encodes 547 amino acids. Lineage: Eukaryota; Metazoa; Chordata; Mammalia; Lagomorpha; Ochotonidae. Gene Ontology annotation, molecular function: protein binding; zinc ion binding. The transcript has 8 exons.